AUGGUCAGUAGACUCCUGAGGACGCACACACCCGACCUUGGCGACCAUGAAGAUCGAGCGCUGUCCGAGAUUUUCGGAGAAGGCGGCAUCAUUCGUCAAAUGUUAGAACGCCUCCACAAUCUGCUGCAGUUUGUCGACAAUGCAAUACAUAUGGCAACGGUCAGGAGGCGUGAAAUGCUUGCGGAUCCUGUUUUGCCAAACUCGGUUGUGGAUGAGGCGCAGAAUCUUGCAGAAGACAUGAAGGCCGUUGGCAUUCUUCAAGAAAAGCAUGGCGUGCUCAAAACGGCAAAAUUGCUGUUUGAGGCGCCACCAUCGGAUGAGAUGCCAGAAGAUGCAGCGAAGAAUCUUCAAAUUGCGCAGAUGUUGAUGUGGUUGAAGGAGUUCGAAAGUCCUGAGGCUCUCCGUAAAAUACUUACCGACCAUCCAGGUUUUGUUAAAGGGAGUGAGGAUGAUCAGUUCGUAGAGGGUGUCGUAGACUUCUUUCGAGCGUACCAUGCCAAUUUUCGAGCACCAGAGUCGUAG
This is a messenger RNA of Hyaloperonospora brassicae, 522 nucleotides long. The record is from the annotation of a GenBank genome assembly. Lineage: Eukaryota; Oomycota; Peronosporomycetes; Peronosporales; Peronosporaceae.